ACCCUUUUUCUUACUACAAGGGACAAGGCUUGUGCAUGCACUUAAAUAUCGACGGUUGUUAAAUCUUUCAAUUGAUUCGUUGACUGUGCUUGAUGACACCCUUUUCUUUGACGAUGGCAUUGCUACGCUCCGACGGAGCCAGAGACAAGAGACGGAAAAGCUUAUUAUCCUGUGUUAUUUUCAAAACUGACCUGUCCUGAUCAUCAAGCUACCGUAUCCAAUCAAGUACCUGAUAGCUAGUUUGCCGCAGCCAAGAAUUCGAAGAAUUAGAGCAAGCAGAAGAAGAAGAAGUUUUUCUUUAUAUUAUUUAUUGCUUCUACCAUUACGACAACGACAACGACCCACCUGGGCAGUGCCACACGGACGGCUCCUGUUUAUUGCAACGAAGCGUUUCGCCAACGAACAGAACAGGCAGCAGCACCAAAAAGUCCUUCCUUGUUGGAGUUGUGUACUCCGGAUUUCGAUUGUGUCUGCGGCAGAAGUCGAACUGACACGGCAGACGACAAUCACUCCAUAAUCACCGACACUGGUUCUACUACACGUACUACUACUGGUACUAGUACCAUGGAAUCCUCUCCACAACCUCCCAACCGCUUGGGAGAAUUGGCGGGAAAUGCGGGACGAGCAUUUAGUCAAUUUGCCACUUCGUCACUCCAAAAUUUAACCACCCGGAGAUACACAUUACCCGAUAAGAGUGUCGCCUCACAGGUACUCAUGUAUCGACAAUUGCUACAUACCAAGUGCCGUCCUGGAUUGAAAUUGUCACGAGACUACCAAGGAACUCCUGCCCAAAAGGCCGUCCUACACAUGCCGUGGUGGGAAGAAGGAAUUGAACAAACAGGAAAAAUGAUCAUUUCAUACGACAACCUCAUUGUACGACUCUGGCUGAAUGGAGCAAUUAUGCCAUAUGUACAGAUUCUAGAAGCAGUCGACAAGGCGUCCAUUGAAACACUCGUAGAUGAAAAGGGACUGCCACCUAUUCCACAUGAUUAUUGGGUCGAUAGACUCGGAUUCCAACAACCUGAUCCCGUCACUGACUUUCGUUCCGGUGGAGUCUUGAGUCUAGCCAUGAUGGUACACAUUGUUGAGGCGUGUCCUCAAGUCCACGAACGAUUCGUGGCCCCCAAAGGCGAUGCAUCCGUCUUGCCCUUUGGUAUUACAUGCAUUAAUGUCACGGAUAUGCUCUCCAAAUUCUGUAUGCUCGCAAAGAGUGUCGAUCGAAUGGAUGCAUUGCUCAGUCAAAAACCAUUUUGGAGAUGCUUUGCUGAUCCAUCCUCCAUUCUCGUACUACAAGAACUUUCGCUCGAUAUGCUCGCCGAUGUCGUAGUCGAACUCUCCGAAGAACGACGGAUUCCAGGAUACACCGCGCCGGAUGACGACAAGAACCAAAGUAGCUUGCACAAUGACAAGGAUGAACCGGGAAAGGUCACUGUGUUUGAUUUCUCCGUCAUCAUGGAACGAACCGAAAAGCGAGUAGAACGGGAUUUAUUGGGGGCUGGACCCAAAUCCGUGGAAGAACUCAGAGCGGUUCGGCUACGAUUGAAACAGCGAUAUCGCAAUCAACUAGAACGAACAAAACAGAGGGCCGAACAACAACGCCAGAAACAACAGCAACAACAAUUGAAGCAGCAAGAUGGAAACAACAACAACGAAGGAGACGAAAACAACAAUGUGGGUAGUACUGGUAUGCAAGACUCUCGAAAGAUGGCCGAUCAAGUCAUGUCCCAUGCGACCAACGUUGCCAGUGGGGCCACGACCAUGGCAGCCGGUGUACUGGCCAAAAUAAAGAGUCCUGGGUUCAACCCACUUCGAAAAGGAGAGGAUGGAGAUGAAGCUGCCAAGUCCAGCCAACGACCCGAAGAACCCGACCUGAUGGCAUUCUCGGGCUCGGAGGAGGAUGGGGAUUGGGUGCAGUCACCUAUGGAGCCUCCAACGGACGCAAUUGAACACUUUAGUAUUGACGACGACGACGACAUGCUGUAGUCACUAUAAGAAUAAUGCGGAUAUACCUCUGUCCCACCCCGCAGAUGUUACUAGUCCGUGUAGUGAUAACCAGGGGCAAACAGCACACAUCAAUUGCAGACAUCGAUGACUUGCCGACGUUCAACAAUGGGCUCGACGUGUUGACGGUACAUGUAACUUGCACGCCAGUCCUAAUAUGUGAGCGCUUCGCAAAGAACAUUGCUUCAUUUGAUUGCAGGGUGGUAUCUAGCAAGGCAUCCAGUACAUGUAGCCUGUAUGUCAGUCCUAAACUGGCUAGAUAUUGAUAGUACAUCGUAAUGAUUGGUUGAAUGAAGCAGCUUAGCGGUGAUAUCUAUAUACAAAAGGAAGCAGACGGAUGCUCAAAACAUUGUGCAUAGUACCAGUACUAUUAUAGUACGCAGAAGAGAGCGAGAGCUUCAUUGAUUGCCAGGAACCUGCAUGUAUCCGUACAAAAAAAAAAACACAAAACCAUUGUAUUGUUUGGCAAAGGAAAACGCAAUUUGCUCCGAGUACGGUACUUCUGUCCACGCAACCGUCGACAACCUGAUAAACGCUUGCAUGCAUCAGCACCCUUGAAAUUCGAGCAGACGUCUUGUUUUGUUUCCCAACACGUUCUCGCUCAUUCGCCUACACAGCCAGUCAACGACAAUGUCAUCUACCGCCUCUUCGACUCGCACGUCGUUCGCGCCCUGGACUCGACUCGACCUUCACCGUAGAGAUUGAUCCCGUUAACAAUCAAACGGAAGUGGAAUGCUCAAUACUGCUCUUGUCUUCCUCCUACUUGGCGUUGUUCCGGAAGAUAAUCAUCCACAUCGCCGUAGACAAAAACUGUCAUUCCAAUGGGGGAUCGUUCCGCUGUUUCGUCCGCCUUGGUUCCGCUUCUGGAAUCCAUCAGCGCUGCCAUAGAUCGCGACCGUCCCAUCGAACGCACCACGAAGGCUUCCGCUGUACACGACAACGCCAUCACAAACAUGGUCGUUGUAAACAGACUUGCAAUGCUAUUUCCAGUAGUAGUAGUCGAGGCGCUCAUCUUAUCUUUCUAUCAAAUAUUGUUUCGUCCGUCUGUAUUGGAAAGAAGUGACCUGACAUGCUGCUUCUUUUGCUUCCGCUGCUGACCCUCAUACAGUAGGUGAUGAUGGAAGAUGCUGGCCCAUCAUCCAUCUGUUACAGAUCAGCGCAGGGUUACGUGGCAGAAACCACAUCGUCCCUGUCUCCCAAACUCUUUGCUCUUCCAAGGAAAAAGUGAGCAGACACCAGCUGCAUGGGUGCCACCUCAAAGCCACGUCAUACUCUACUGGUUCAGCAACAUGUUCCUUCGUUCCUUCUGCGUUCUUCAAGACCCACACUGGCCCUGAGUGCCGGAUCUUAGACAGUCCAGUCGUCCAGUCCUCUCUUUCGGGUACCACACGGUACACGUACCGUAUGGUUACUGGUAGCUACGGUAACUGGUACCGGUAGCUAGCUAGUACUCAUAUGGUACCGGUACUGUCACCGGUACGGUCAACUGUGCCACAACCCACCAAACAACCAAGACAACAAGACAACAAUCCUU
Seminavis robusta is the source of this 3535-nucleotide messenger RNA. NCBI's taxonomy places the organism in Eukaryota, Bacillariophyta, Bacillariophyceae, Naviculales, Naviculaceae. The record is from the annotation of a GenBank genome assembly.